Molecule: messenger RNA, 6066 nt
Organism: Laccaria bicolor S238N-H82
Lineage: Eukaryota; Fungi; Basidiomycota; Agaricomycetes; Agaricales; Hydnangiaceae
Product: kinesin domain-containing protein
Exons: 9
Coding region: 1-6066 (2021 amino acids)
Biological process (GO): mitotic spindle organization; microtubule-based movement
Molecular function (GO): microtubule motor activity; microtubule binding; ATP binding
Source: RefSeq, a predicted model, not a curated record
AUGGCCCCCUCGAGCUCGCUGUCUUCAACGGCGACCUCGGUGCAAGUUGCCCUUCGCAUUCGCCCUCCCACCACGCAAGACUCGACCUCCAUCCCCACUCGUUUCCAACGUUCAGUCAUUCAAACGACCUCUUCCACUUCGGUCUCGAUCGAACCACCCUCUAAUGCCUCUGGAAGUACAGGUUCUCCCUCGGUACCAACAGCUCUCCCAGGCUCGGCUGCGAAAAAGCAAGUCUUUACAUUUGACCAAGUGCAUCCCCCACCCACCACCCAAUAUGACCUCUUUGAGUCGACUGCAAAACCGCUUGUAUCUCGCUUUACGGAGGGGUUUAAUUGUACUAUCCUUGCGUAUGGCCAGACGAGUAGUGGGAAAACAUUCACGAUGACUGGCAUCGACCUCGAGGCGGACCCUUCCGAUCCUAACAACGGGAUGGGUAUUAUCCCCAGGGCAGUUUCACACAUCUUUUCACGCGCAAAGCAACUGAAAGAGGAGCGAGGAGGUGCAUGGAACUACAAUAUCAAGGGCUCGUUUGUGGAAGUAUAUAACGAAGAUCUUAUUGACCUCUUGGGCUCGGACGAUGCGACUGGGGUUAAGCGGGAGGUGCAAAUACGAGAGGACAAAGAGGGUCACAUCAUUUGGGGCGGCCUGCGCGAGGUUAAUGUGAGAAACGCGAGCGAAGUUAUGACUCUCCUCCGCAAAGGCACGUCAAUACGGCGUACAAAUGAGACGGACAUGAAUGCUCAAUCAUCUCGAUCGCAUGCCAUUUUCUCCCUCACUCUAACACAGAAGAAAUAUUCAGGCUCUGGACCACCGCCUCGAUCACCAUCACCCCUUCCACCAGCUGGACGAUCUCCCUCGAGACUUACUCGCCCAGGAUCUAUGUAUGUUGGUGGACCUUCUGCUGCCGCGGGCCAUGUGGGUUCCCCUACCUUUGGUCGUCCUUCGACUCCUAGCUUCUCCUCGGCCCUAAGUAGGGGAGGACUUCGUCCUGCCAGCUCUUUGGGGCAUGCUGGAGAGCGUCCAGGAAGUGGGGAUGAUGGCCCAGGUGAAUGGGUGACAAUUGUAUCAAAGUUUCAUUUCGUUGACUUGGCUGGUUCCGAGAGGUUAAAACGCACCGCUGCGGCUGGUGAACGUAUCAAGGAAGGAAUAUCGAUCAAUAGUGGCCUUCUCGCGCUAGGGAACGUCAUCUCUGCACUCGGUGACCCUUCAAGGGCAAAAUCUAACACUGCGACUCACGUUCCAUAUCGCGAUUCAAAGCUUACGCGACUUCUUCAAGAUUCCUUGGGAGGCAAUGCUCAUACUCUCAUGAUUGCUUGCGUCAGUCCUGCAGAAUGGAAUGCUGGCGAAACCAUCAAUACGCUAAAAUACGCAAACCGUGCCAGAAACAUCAAAAAUCGCGCAGUUGUCAAUGAAAAGGAGGAUGGCUGGGAUGACACUGAGUGGUUACAAGGCACCAUCAUCCGUCUGAGGAAGGAAGUGAAAGCCCUCAAGGAAGGUGGGACAGUGCAAGCCUCUAACAGCCAACCUGAGGUGGUUGAGGGUGCAGGAAAGAAGGUCCUUGCCCAAUACACACAAUUGCAGAAUAACUACGAAGAUCUUCGGGAGAAAUUUGUCGAGAGGACAGAGGAACUCACUCGUCUGAGAAGGGAACUUGGUGAGAGGCAUCGAAGUAGCAUUGCGGGCUCUGGGACAGGCACUGCGAAGUACGAAGAGAUUGUUGGUCCCGUUAUCGAGGAAUACGAGAAGACAAUCGCGGCCAUGGAAGCCGAACUUACUCUCAAUCGGGCUGCCUUGCGACAUACCAACGAGAUGGUUGAGGAAAAGGAUGAUGAGUUAGGGGCCCUUGCAGAUAGGCAUGCUGCUACCGAACUCUACGUCGAAGAACUCAGAAGCCGGGUUGCUAAAUUGACCGAAAGAGAAGCUUCUACUGAGGCUUAUGUACGCGAUCUUGAGGAGAAGAUGAAGGUCUACGACGAAACGACUGUCACCUCCAGUGAAUCAAUGUCUGACCUCAAGCGUGAAAUCAUUCGUUUCAAAGAUGCGGAAGCCCAGUCUGGAAAGUACAUUGCGGAUCUUGAAGCUCGACUUGCGAAGUCUGAUGAGUCAAUUCUUGGACUUCAGCAGUCGGUAGAGAGGUUAGAGCAGGAAUGCGAAAGAAGAUGUGAUGAAGUCGAAACCCUGCAGUCCCGAUUAGAGUUAUUUAGGCAAGAUGGCGAGAGUUGGCGCACCCAUCUAGAAGAUAGGGAACGAAAAGUCAAAGCUCUGGAGGAGAAGAUGUUGGAUUGGGAGCGUAAAAAACAAGAUGCCAGCGAAGCUAGGGUUCGGUUGGGUGGCGUGGUUGGAGAAGUUAUCUCCGCCAGAAGGAGUUUGGAAGUUGACCUUGCAAGUUCGAUCUCUGUCUCGCCAGCCACUCCAUUGGACGAAACUCCGCCUCCCUUGCCCGCUACCAACUCUGAGGAGGCACUCGAAGCUCAACUGCUUUCACUACAGCAGACACAUACGGCUACUCUCGCAGACCUUUCGUCGGUAACCACGAAAUACCGUGACGCUCUUCGAGAAAUAUCCGACUUGGCCGCACAAAUUCAGGAGGCAAAACUCAAUUCUAAUAGCGCGGAGUCCAGUACCGAUUCACCUUCACUGGACAAAGCGAACGAUAUACCGCCAUCUAGAAGGAGAGUGGCAACGAGCAGGGUACGAGAUAUCAACGAACCACAACUCAAUAACUCUGGACGUCGGCAUUUUUUCCGACAGGCGGCCUCGGUGGAUUCGCUUCACGCCAGGUCGCUAUCGCAAUCACAGUCGCUCUCUCAGGAGCUAUCCUCGCUGCACUCGCGCAAAACUUCAUUCUCCAGUCAUGGGACAGGAAGCUCCCACUCUCCAUCUAAUUCCCACUCUUAUUUUUCCUCAACCACUUCGCAAUCCCUCGCUUCCCGCCCUAACCUGUCAAUUUCCUUACCAAGUGUUUCCCCGACUGCUCCCUCGAAUGAACGCUCUGUGUUCAGUUUAGAAAAGGAAAUUAUGCGGUUGCAAGAAGUUCUCAAAGAAAGAGAAGCGGAGAUAUCGCUGCUGGAGGGGUCGUUAAAGGAGCGGCAAGAGCAGGAUCUUGCGCAAGGCGGCGUUUCAACCGAACAACCAGCUACUUUAAUGGUGAACGGUAAUGCGUUAGCUCUUGAUACAACAUUGUCCCCAAAGACCAUGAACCAGUUCGAUAAUGUCAGGAAAAGUAUUGUCAUGGAAAACGACAAUGGUGCUGCUCCACGGGAAGGAUCUUCAGUAUAUUCCGAAGAUGAUUCAUUAGAACGACUCAACGAACUCAUGCUAUCGAUGGCCCAGAAAGAGUCCCAGCAUCGGCAGGUCGUCGAUGACUUGCACACGCAACUGACCCACACUAGAAGGCAGCUUGAUGAUCUUACUACUCUUUCAAGAGAUCAGGCUGUGAACAUGUCCAUGGAACUUGAGUCUCUUCGAGGAAAAUAUCACGACGACCUUAUUCUCCUGGAAGAAGGCCGCAAGCGUGAAGCUAGCCUCCUGGAAUCUCUCGAGCAGGCGAAGGCGACUCAUGCCCUUGAGAUUGAGCGGCUCCGUUCUGAACAUGAACAGGCGAUGAUCGAGAAGGGCGCAGACAUUGACAAACUUGUCUCCAGGCUGAAGGACGAACACGGGACCUCUGUUUCGAUCCUUCGUGCUGAGCUGGAAACUGCGUCCACCGAACUUGAGAAAGCACUUCGUAAUCAUGAAGCGUCUUUUGGGGCGCUCAAAUCGGAACAUGGCAAAGAACUCCAACGCCAAAUGCAAGACGCUGACACGAUCCUGACAAGCACUCGAGACGAGCAUCAGAAGGAACUGGCAAAAGUUCUCGCUGAGCAUGCUGCAGCGCUCAGGCAGAAGGACGAAGAAGCUUCCCUGUCCCUACAAACGACGGAGGAAGAGUAUUAUAAUGCUCUUACGAAGCUUCGCGGAGACCAGGCUGAGGCUCUCAAAAGCCUCACUGCCGAAACAGCUGCCACAAUUGAGCGUUUACGAGAAGAGCAUGCUGGCGAGUUGCGAAUAUUAGAGAUUGCUCGAGAGGGUUCCAUAUCAGAAUCAGAGUCAUCACGGAACCUUGCACUCAGAGACCUGCAAGAAGAACAUGCUGCAGCGAUUUUAAGGAAGGAUAGCUCAUUUGCGGAGGAAAUGGAGAAUGUGAGGGCCGGCCACCUUCGGGAGCUGAAAGCUCAAGAAGACGACUACGCAUUGCAGUUCGACAGACUCAAGCUUGAGCAUGAAACCACCAUGACGAAGUUCAAAAGCGAGUGGAGGUUGGAGAUUGACCGCUUAAACGCCGCUUUGGUGGAGGAACAAAACGAGGCGGCGUCUGCUGCUUUAAAAUAUCAGCGCGACGCGGAUGCUGCGAUUCGAACAGUCCAGGAGCAACAAGCGUUAGUCUUGGCGGAAUUUGAGCGUGGGCAUCAGGAAGAAGUUGAGGCACUCCGAAAAUCACACAAGGCUGCGCUCGAAGAGGCAAUUGCGAAGGCUGAUGCGUUACUGUCAGAGCAAACGCGAGCCCAAGCAGAAGGGAUAACCUCGGUCAAAGAUCAACACCAAGCGGAGAUUUCGCGUCUGGAAUCAACUUUGAGCACUGUUCAUGCAGAAUACCACCAACGCCUAGAAAAUAUGCAAUCUGAGAGCAGUCGAUUAUUGGCCGAAGUGCAAAGUAAUCACACUGCUGUCCUAGAAGAACAUCGCGAAUCGCUCAAGAAAAUGCAGACUGAAAACACUCAGCUGCGUGCUGAAGAACAAAGUCGACAGGCCUCCGUUCUUGAGGAGCAUUGCCAGGCCCUUGAUACCAUGCGCUCUGAGAGCAAUAGAUUCUUGACGGAAGAGCAAAACCGCCAUUUUGCUGCGCUCGAAGAUUUAAAGAGCAAACAUUCUGAAGAGUGCCGAACACUCCAGGAGCAGUAUGACUCGAUCGUCGAGGAAUUCGACGCCCACAAAGUUGGAGCCGAGGAGCUUACUCUGCUUCGUGAGCAAACCCGAGAGACACAGGAGCGCGAGAUCGGUAUUAAGGGUGAUAUUAUCUCGACCAUGGAGCGGCAACUCACGGCCGUUGGUAAUGAACGGGAUGAUUUAGAAGCCGAGGUUGCGAGACUUCGUGCAGAUUUGAACAAAACCCGUGGAGAACAAUCCAAACUUAUCCAGGAGGCGUCUAAGCGUGAAUCCCUUGUCCUCGAGCUUGAGCGCCAUCGCUCCGUGCUGGCGGAAUUGCAGGAGACCCUCCAAAAGGUCAAGGAUGAGAAGGACACGCUGCAGACGGAGAAAAAUCGAUCUGAUUCACUCAUUCGCGACCUCCAGGCUCAGAUCGCCCGCAGCGCCUCACCUCCUAAUGGCGCUCGUUCACCAGAUAGAGCCAUAGGGUACCCGAGAGGUUCUCUGCCCGCUAUCAAACUCCCUCCACCGACUCCCCCUCCCUCUGUCCCCCCACCUCCAGCCCCUCGCUCAGCUACUUCACAACAUGUCAACGGCGACUCGAACCUGAGCACCUCCUCCCAAGCUUCUUCCGCCUUCACGUCAUCUUCAUCCUCGAGAGAAUCACAGCCUGAGUCGCCAUCAACCUCCGUUGGACAUGUAACUCCCGUUGGUGCUAAUGGCUUUGGCUCCAUUGAUCACAAAGUCUCUUUGAAAGUGGAGCAACAAGCUAAGCAGAUUGACGAGCAAGAGGCAAUGAUUAAGACUCUCAAUAAACAAUUAACUCAUUGCGAGAGUGACCUUCAGACUCACAUGGACCUCGUCACCACGCUGGAGACUUCACUCGGUGACUCCGAGAAAAAUCUGCGAAAGGCGCGCAUGCAAGCAACCGAAUUAGCACGCGAAAGAGAUACGCUUAACAGCAAGCUGGAAAGCCUGCGGAACGAACUGACCGAAGCCAAACGAGAAGUCGUCACUGUCAGAAGAUCAGUUGUGGAAGAGAAGCAAUCUCUUGAACAACGGCUUGACGAGGAGAGGAAAGCCAAGGAACGAGCGCGACAACAACUCGAUUCCCGGAUGGAAGAGCUGCAAAAGCGAAAAUCCAAAUUUGCUUGCCUAUAG